Molecule: messenger RNA, 1819 nt
Organism: Telopea speciosissima
Lineage: Eukaryota; Viridiplantae; Streptophyta; Magnoliopsida; Proteales; Proteaceae
Product: FCS-Like Zinc finger 8-like
Exons: 3
Coding region: 222-1415 (397 amino acids)
Source: RefSeq, a predicted model, not a curated record
UCGCUGAUUUUGAUGAAUGUGUAAGAGAGGAAGAAAGAGAAAAAGGGUAAAGAAAAUAGAGUGCAGGAAGGAACAGAGUACAGUGGUGUACUGCACAAGUUUCACACCUUUGUUGAUAUAUAGUUUUUCUUCUUUUGGAGUACUCAGCUCUCAUCUGGGAAGUUUUCUGAGGAGAAAACCAGUAAGAGGUGGUUUCUUUGGAGGGAGCUGAGAUUUUGAUAAUGCUGAGGAAGAGGAGCCGAUCAAUUCAGAAAGAUCAAUACAAGGGUCAUCUGAUGUCGGAUUCUGCUUCAGAGACUCGCGAUUUUCUGGGGCAGAAGCUCAAAAGCGGUUCCUUUUUCAGCGUCCCUGGUUUGUUUAUAGGGUUCAACACAAAGGGUUCAUCAGAUUCUGACUCUGCUAGAAGCCCUACUUCUCCUUUGGAUUACAAGGUUUUUGCAAAUUUAGCUAAUCCUUUUAGGUCUCCCAGAGCAAGUCCUGAUGGUCCUCAAAAAAGCUGGGAUUGCAGUAAGGUCGGCCUUGGCAUUGUAGAUUCUCUCAAAGAUGAAGUCAAACCAUUUUCUAAGGGUCCUAAAACUUCGGAGAGUAAGAGUAUUCUGUUCGGAUCGCAGUUCAGAAACCCUUCUUCCCCAAAACAUCUGUUUGAUUCGGUUGAUUCUUCUCUCCCUAAGGUCCAUGCGGUUUCUCCAAAUUCCCAGCUUGAUUCUCCCCGUCUGCAACUGGACAACUCAGAUAAUGUGUUUAGAGUCGGAGAAACCCGAUUACAACCUAAGCCUUUAGGGAAAGUGAGGUCUUGGUUGUUUGAUUCUGAUCUCUCUGCAACGUCUCUGAAUAGCUUAACAUACCUUAACACCAAUUUGAGUUCUGAAGAUUUAUGGGUUGAAAAGAAAACUGCCCAAGUUAAUUCGCCUUCUAUAAUCAAUGGAGGCUCAAAUUUUGACAAUUCUUUGGUCAUGAAGCCGAGUUCGCUCCCUGUAUCCUUUGGCUCUGACGUAGGAAUUAUGGGGUCUCUCUCUGCCCGUGAGAUAGAACUAUCGGAGGACUAUACUUGUGUAAUUUCUCAUGGUCCAAACCCAAGAAAAACUCACAUUUUUGGUGACUGCAUUUUAGAAUGUCAUGGUAGCGAGUUAACUAAUUCUAAGAAAGAAGAGAGAGUGAUGGAAUUUUCACCGAAAGUUAAAUGCUUGGAUGGUUCUGUUCUGUAUCCCUCUGAUGAUUUUUUGAGCUAUUGUUGUGCUUGCAAGAAGAAGUUGGAACAGGGGAAAGACAUCUAUAUGUACAGAGGUGAGAAAGCAUUUUGCAGUAGCAGUUGCCGCUCCCAGGAAAUUUUGGUUGAGGAGGAAAUGGAGAAAACUGUCAAUAAUUCCUCUGAAAACUCUCCUGGAUCUACCUACCCUGAAAAAAUAUUUCUUUAGGGUAUGGUUGUAGCUACAUAACGGCAUUGAAGGUUAUUUCCCCUGCCAACAGGUUCACGAUUGAUGAAAUCACAACAAAGGUAAACUCUUCGAUCGUCCGUCUAUCAAGAGCUGUCAAUGUGAAGCGUUUAGCAGCCAUGGAUGAUCGUUAUGUACAUUGCUUUGUUUGCUGUGAUUGUGUUUUAGCUUUCAUGGUUUGUCUGGUUAAGGAUGGUGGAAGCUAGUUUUCCCGUUGAUAAUUGGGACAUUGAUAUAUGAUGAGAUUUAUAAUUUUGAUUAGAUAGGGUAGAAGUUGAUGUCCUGGCUCCCCACCUUUUCUGUUUCUUCAUUUUCUCUUGGCAGGAGAUGUUGUAUAAGCCUCUUAACUUGAGAAGUUCAUGAUUGAAUAUAAGCUGCUUUAGAUA